This is a messenger RNA of Arthroderma uncinatum, 1656 nucleotides long. RefSeq names its product putative C6 finger domain protein. Gene Ontology annotation, biological process: regulation of DNA-templated transcription. NCBI's taxonomy places the organism in Eukaryota, Fungi, Ascomycota, Eurotiomycetes, Onygenales, Arthrodermataceae. Bases 1 to 1656 code for a protein of 551 amino acids. The record is from RefSeq and is a predicted model, not a curated record. Gene Ontology annotation, molecular function: DNA-binding transcription factor activity, RNA polymerase II-specific; zinc ion binding. The transcript has 5 exons.
AUGGAGUCCUUUCGUCGAGCCCUGUCCGGCGACACGGAUACGUCGCAGCACGACCAGGAACCGCAGCGUAAGAAGAUGCGCAAGGGGACGAAGAGCUGCUAUGAAUGCCGGCGUCGAAAGAUUCGCUGCACUUAUGCGGCCGCCCGGCCGGGGAUAUGCAACGAGUGCCAUGCGCGAGGGUCCUCCUGCAUCGAUCAAGAACAUGCGCCGAUGAGGGCAGAGGCUGCGAAGCUUCGAGUCGGAGACCAGAGCUACAGCUUGAGGGAAAGGGUGGCGGCGUUGGAGCACACCGUGAGUAAGAUGGUGAGGCGGAUGGAUGAGAGCGAUAACGGUAUAUCGAACGAGCGCGCAAGCUGGCCCUACAUGGGCUCGCCUACCGAAAGCGUUGACCGGGAUACCAAAGCGUUAGGAGCCUGUCCGCAGGAGACAGUUCCGGAAACGAUACCGGCUCGAUCCAAUUCCACCGAUCUUGGGAGAACCGGGCCAGACGCAGCUCCUCUUUUGACCUUAUUUGAUAACCACAUAUUCACUCGAGAUGAGAAGAACCCCGAUGCGGAGGCCUCGAAAUCUGCCGACCCGGUAGCGAUAAAAUCAAAGCGCGUGGCCCUCGCGCUACGGGAGCUCCUCCCUUCCCCUGUCCAGCUGAAAAAACUACUUGGCUCAACGGCGAUGGUGUGGAACAUAUGGCGGGCCAGGUUCCCAGAAAUAUUUAAGCCCGAAGCUCUCGAGAACCCGGCUGAUGUCGGAAAGAUUCUAUUCAGCAUUGUCAUGACUAUUGACCAGGACUCGACGAAUUUUGAUCUCCAGAGCCUUAAGAUCCCCAUGUCUCGGGACAAGUAUGUCGAACAGUGUCUUGCUGCCAUUGAAAAAUAUAUUCUCGACGACGAUGACAUUGCUUCGUCUCUGUCUGGCAUAGAAUGUAUUUAUAUGGCAGGCAAGUAUUAUAGCAACAUCGGCCGCCCACGCAAGGCGUGGCUUCUGACCCGUCGUGGGAUAAAUUUUGCUCAGCUAUCCGGUCUACAUCUCCCAAACAACCGUCCCUCAUCAGACGAUGCAUUAGGUGUUCGCCAAUUGCAUAUUUGGUGUGGGCUUGCAUGCGCAGACCUCUAUCAGAGUUCGCUCCUUGGAUUGCCUUAUUCAGUCCCGACUCACCUCUUGGCGCCUCAUAUCACACACCUGUUGAAGGUCAAAAAAAUGGAUCCAGGCGAAGCGCACAUGCUACGUGUUUGCAUUCCACUAGGAUCUAUAAUCGAUAGGAACCAGGAUGGAGGCAACAUGUCUUUACCACUUACCCUGAAGAUCGAUCAAGAGCUAGAGGCCAUGGUCCAUCUACUGAGCUCUCCGUUUGUGGAUGACCCGCAGACCCGUGCGGACUGGAGGCUAGCUAUGAGUGUUGCACGAAUACUUCGUCUUGACCCAUACUUACGGGAGGAUUCCGUGAGCUAUCAGUCGGCGAGUGUCAUAGAGAAAUUUCACUCAUCAUCGUAUCUGCAAGGUGGCAUUCCUUUACCCGAACCCAAUCUUGACGUUAACCUCAACCUCAACCUUAUGGACGAUGCAGGAGGAUUUGGUAACCCCAACCUCAAUUUAGAUCUAUUUCUUGGGCAGGGGUGGAAUUUCGACUGGAUGGAUGGACAAGGGUUUCAACCUGUCUAA